ACCUUCACACCUUCAUUCAUUCACACACUCACACCUGACACAGGUUUGACAGAGAGCUGGAGACCAUGAGCCACCUCAGCCCGGGACUGAUUUCAGCCUACAACAGUCUGACCGACAAACACCUCGCUGGAUACUUCAGCAACACUCGCAUCAGAAGACACUUGCAGAGAGCAGGACUGAUCACCAGGAGUGGCCGAAUCGUUCCAGACAAAGAGUACAGACACAAGGUGAUCCAGAGAACCCACCAGAGACAUGUUCGUGAAUGUCUCGCACAGGCCAUUUUCCACAAGGUGCUGGAGAUGGAGCGUCUCCAUCAAAUCGAGAUCAAAAGGAAACUGGAGGAGUUUGCAAGUAGGGAUCGAGUGCACAAGAUCAAGGUUGAGCGCUCCAGAAGGUAUGAAGACGACAUCAUUCCUGUCCUGUCUCCACACCCACCCACGGGUGUCAGGGGUUUCCGAAAGCAGCACUCCGGACCCGAGGGCGAGCACUCCGAGUCCUCCGAGUCUCUGGGAUCGUCUCGACCCAACACGGCUCCAGGGAAGAUGCAGAGGCCGGUGCGUCUGAAGCCGAUCCACAGUAACGGCACCACGGCUUCACUGAGACGCAGCUCCCCUUACAGACUCCAAGAGUCCUCCAAUGAGAACGAGCAGCCGUUCAACUGCACUAUGAACAAGGAGUCGCGGAGACGUUUGACUACAAUGGAGACCUCCAAUGACAUCUCGCCCUACCGCCUUCCAGUCAUCAAUAACUUUGUUGUUACCCCAGUGCCUCCAGCCACAAAGAGGAAAGAGAGGGGAGUGAAGGUCACUCCCAGUGGCGGCACGCUCAGAGGCCGCAGACUGCGCCCCACCACCGCCACCGGUGGUGCUAACAUCAGUGAGGACCCCCCCAUGCUGAGGAGCUCUGUGCACCAGAGCAGGGUGUGUGUGAACAUGGUGUAUUUUGGCAAAACAGUGCAUCUCUCCCACGACCUGACCGACAUGAGGGACGAUGUGAAAGUGUUUCAGCAGCACUGCGGAGGAGAGAACCUGUCUGUGUAUAAAGGCAAGCUCCGCGAGGGAGAGUCCUUCCAGUUCAUUUCGAGGCGACACAGAGGCUUCCCCUUCAGUUUGACCUUCUUCCUGAACGGGCUGCAGGUGGAGCGGCUGAGCUCCUGCUGCGAGUUCAAACACAGGAAAGGCUCCAGACUUGGUGGCAGGCACGGGCACUUCGGCUUCUUCAGCGUAGAGGGGGCCUCACCCUGCUACAAGUGCAUCAUAGCGAUGGGAUUGGACAAAAAGCCCACACCACCACCAAAGAGGGUGAAAGAGGAGGGAGGAAGAGAGGAGUCGGUCAUCAGCCCAAAGGAUGCGCCUGAGAUGGAAACAGAAAUCAUGGGAGAGGAUAUUAGUCAGCCACAGAACGUGGAGUCUCGAGUCAAAGAGGCACAUGCAACUGUGCAGAGCAGAGUCAGAGAUGAUUAUGAAGAAGAUUUUGAGGCAGAUGAUGAGGGCCCUGUGGAAGAGGCGAAUGAAAAGAAAUCCCCCUCUCCAUCCAGUGACACUGAGACGCAGGUUAAAGAGAGAGAUGCAUCGGAGACUGAAGACGAUGAGAAGGAUGACGACAUAAAGUCUCGUUCAGGCUCCAGCUGUACAGGAAGCGACCAGGAGUCAAGUGAUGAUGAAGCCACAGAAGACCACAGAGAGAAAGCGGAGCAGACUGCAGUGGCUGACAAAGAAGAAACUGUUGCUCCACCAGACGAGAAAGACGAACCAUAUCCUGAAGAAGCAGCUGCGACUGAGGCUGAGUCUGGUGCGGCUAAAGACCCUGACUUACAGGACAGUGUGGGGGACAGCACAGAGAUAGACAUCUCUGACACCAGCGUCCCCUCGGGGCAGGAGCUCAAACAGAGUGAUGGCACAUCGGGAGAAAAGGAGGAGGAGAAAACAGAGGAUGAGGGCAAACAGGAGGAACAGGGGCCAGAGAGGGCUAAAUCUGUACAGGAGAAACUGGCGGAGGCAAUACAGAAGGAGUCGCAGUGCAGCUCUGAGCCCGAACUGAGCGACACCAGCACAGAGGAGGAGGAGGAGGCCACUGGUAAAGACCUCGGUCAGAAGAAGAAUGAUGUUCCAGAGCAGCAGCAGAUUCUCGUAGAGGAGCUGAAAUACGAAGAAAGUGUUGUUGAAGCAGAAGUUGUUCAAGAUCAGGGGGAGACUUCUGAGCCAACAGAACAGGAGGAGGAUGAGAGUGAAAAAGAGCUUAAUGAGAACAGUGAGCUGUUCAAACUAGAUGAAGAUGAGAAGCGUGCAUCAGAAGAAGAAGAAAAGGAGAAGUUGGAGGACACGGUUGCAGGUCUACAUGCGGUGUCUGAAGGGAGCAUGGUGGUAGAAAACACAGCUUCAGAACCUGAGGAGGAUACAGGAGCUAAAUGCAAUGAUUCUGAAGCUGCACAGAAAGAUGUAGAGAGUGAGGAGAAAACUGCAGAAGCAGAGGAGGCUGACACGCAGUGCGACGAGAUAGGGCAAGGUGCAAAAAGGAGCGAGGCGGAUGAAUCAUCAGUAUCAGAGCUGGAUAAAAAAUCUGAUGAGGCAGUGGCAUCAGAUACUGCAGAAGAAGACGCGAUGACAGUGAGUGAGACUAUUGGGAUGAAAGCGGAGCCCUCAGAGGAGCGAGAGGCCCUCAGCUGUGAAGAGGCACCUGUGAGUGACACAGAGGAGAGGCAGCAAGGAGACAGCACGGCAGCAUCACAAACAGAAGUCACGACGGAGGAUUCGAACAGCUCAUUGGAGGGGAGCGCAGACACCACUGUGGAAAAAACUGCAGAUAUAAGUGAGGACAGCGUAAAGGACGAGGGCAGUAAAGAUGACGUGAAAAAGGAAGAAGCAGAGGAAGUGAGUAAGGAUGGGAAUCAGCAAGGAGAAGGGUUGGGAGGAGAGCAGAGAGAAAAGUCUGUGGAAAUAAGUGAAGAGGUAGACAAGGAAAAAUCUGAGGAGGACUGUAAGGAAGCAGAAGGUGAAAAUAGUGGAGAAAAGGAAGAGAAUGAAAAAGAUAAAAAAGAGGAAGAGGGCAAAGAUGCAAGUAAGACAGAAGAGAUGCUAGAAGAUGAGGAAUAUGUUGUAGAAGAUACUAAAAGUGACUCAGACCCUGAGAGACAGACAAAUGAAGAACCUGCUGAUGAAGGAUGUGAAGUUGUCCAUGAAGAGAAAGCAGAUGAAUCAGUAAAAGAGGAGGGUAGUGAAAGUGUUGAGAAUACAAAUGACGAGGAAGAAUCUGUAGCAAAGGGAGCCGUGAUUGAUGAAACCAAUGUAGUUGAAGAAAUAAAAGAGACAAAGGCAGAGAGGGACGAAGAAAAGAGUGCAGAAGCAGAAAAAGAAGAGAGAAAUGAGGAAAAACAGAUUAAAGAUGACAAAGAGAAAGCUGAAGAGGGAGAAGAAAAUUCUGCAAUUACCGAAGAUCUUGAGAAAAAUACAGAUGACGAGAAGACAUCUAGCAAGAAUAGAGUUGAGUCAGAGGACGUCAUUGAAGCAGCAGAUGGAAAUAAAAUGACUGAAGACACGGUGGAGUCUGAAGAUGCUAAGAAAGAAACUGAAGGAGCGAGUUCCAACAGUGAGAGGGGAGAAAUCGAUGGUGAAAAUGGAGAGAUUUCUACCGGAGUGGAAAGAAACAGUCAUGAUGGUGAGAUAGAAGCUUCAAACGUGGAGGAAAAUGAUGAGAAAGCAGCCGAGCAUGUCGAAGACGGAAAAAUAUUAGAGGAGGAACCGAGUGAAGGUGAAAGUACGGAUGUAAAAGAAGCAGAGUCUGGAGACGAUGCUGGAAAACAUGAUGGAGACGAGGUAGAGCAGGAUCAUGGAACAGAUGCAUCAGAAAGUGAAGCUCAGGAAAGAGGCGACGGUGACAAACGAGAGGAAUCUGCUCAAAAAGAUCCUGAACAAGAGAUUGAAGAAAGAGAAGAAACGGAGAUAACAGAGGAAUCUAAACCAGAUGACAUGAAUACUGACAGAGAGCAAGUAAAACAAGAUGAAAAUGGCAACAAACCUGACCUCAAUAAUGAAAACACAGAUUCAGACUUGAUCACAAAUAUCGAUAGUAAGAUCAACGAGGAUCAGGCUCAAUCCUCAGUACCCACAGAUUACAGUUCAGGUUGUACAAGUCACAAAUUAACUGCUGCUGUUGCCGAUGGAGAAAACGGAGAAGACGCGGAGGAGGCGAGCAAGGCCUCAGAGGAAGGAGCCAGUGUGCUGCUCAAACCUCAAGCACAAAACGAGGAGGCUCCUAACGCAGAAGAGAGCAUCGCAGUGGAUAAAGAAGCUCCAGAGGCCCUGGCAGCAGAAGACAGCACAGAUCUAGUCACAAACUGGGUAAACAUGCAUCAAAUGUCUAAGUACUUCGAGACAUUUGUCGAACCUUUAGAAGAUUUGAGGGGAGAGACUUCACAAACUCAAGUGCGCAGUAAAGAAGAGGGGAAAUCUACAGAGCUGCUGAGGGUAGAGACUCCACCUGAGAGGAUGAAGAUGAGUGAAAAGGAGGAAAAUGAGCAAACACACAAAGUUGAAAGUGAAGGAAAAGUGGAAGCUGUAGAGUCAGAGCUCGAGAGCAAACCCUGUGAAGAUGAACCUCACGAGAGCGACGCUAUCAAAGAUACGACCCAGGAGAAAGAGGAGACUGAGGUGGAGGAAUUAAACCAGAUGAUACAGACUGAAGGAAAUGAUGAAGACUCUUUAAACGGACAAAGAAAAGGAAGCAAGAAAUCUCCAGAGGAAGACAAGGAUCAAAAGGGACCAACGCAGAUGCAAAGUGAUGUUUUCAAGACUGAAGUGGAAAGCAUUGCUGGUACUCAUCAUUCCGUUGCCAGUCUCAAAGCUGAGAGUGUGACCGAGAAACAAAGUGUAGAGAAAACCUCUGGUUAUGAUCCAGAAAAACCAACAGAAACUGAAGAGACAAAAUAUCUCCAACCUGUGUCCAAAUCAGACGAGGAUAAUGAGCGCCCAGCGAGUCCAGGUGGACCAAGAGAUGCAGAGGAAUCAUGGGAGAAAACAGACGAGCAGAGUCGAGAAGUGACGGAAAUAACUGAUUUUACAACGUCCAAGUCUGACGAUGGAAGCCAAGAGGAGUCCCACGACGGAGGGAUCCAGUCCAAACCGUCCGGCGGCAGCGUGAACGGAGAGAGAAGAGACGAGCAGCUGAUCCAAGACAUCAAACGCACCCUGAGCAGAGACAGACUGAGCUCGUUCUCCGUGGAUGAGACGCUGUUUGGUAGCAGUUCACAUCCUUUGCUGAGCGCAGCGAGGACGGAGAGUUGACACUAGAGUGGCUGGCACUAAGGUACAGUGACUCUAUAAAAAAAAAAUCGUAAAAGUUAAACAAAUAUUUUUUUAGACUUCCAGAGAUAUAAAAGACAACCGAGAUGCAUUUAGAAAAUUAGAUGGCACCAGAUAUUUAGGUUUUAUUGUCAUUUUCAGACAUUUCACAUGAAGAACGCAGCAGCAGAUUGUUCGGGUAAGACACAUUCACAACAACAGGAAAAUGUGUCUGGGUAGAGAAUACAGGAGGCAGGACAUGAUCUAUGAAUUCUGCUGGGGGAGUCACGUUUUAGUUUGCAGCACAUUGACACUGAUGUCGGCCGUUACCACCCAAAGCUCUCGA
Paralichthys olivaceus (Japanese flounder) is the source of this 5622-nucleotide messenger RNA. RefSeq names its product glutamate-rich 3 (gene erich3). NCBI's taxonomy places the organism in Eukaryota, Metazoa, Chordata, Actinopteri, Pleuronectiformes, Paralichthyidae. The record is from RefSeq and is a predicted model, not a curated record.